Staurois parvus is the source of this 1698-nucleotide messenger RNA. Lineage: Eukaryota; Metazoa; Chordata; Amphibia; Anura; Ranidae. The record is from the annotation of a GenBank genome assembly.
AUGAGUGCGCUGUACCAGUUAGUCGGAGGCUGGGGUGUUGGCGACAAGGAAAAAUUAUACGAUUCGCUAGGAAAAUAUAACCGACUGCUCAUUAGAGACCUGGAAUAUAGGGACAUGAAGUGGCCUCUAACGUCCAGAUCUUCCUCUAUAUCUUUGGAUCUGUCAAAAUGGACUCCCAAAGACCUCCUACUCUAUUCUCUAGAAUAUUUGUUGUUGGAUGAAUUCAGACGUUUUAAGAAGGAACUCUCCGGUUUUGUCUAUGAUGACAGAGCUGCUGUCCAAUUGGGGCAUACCGCAAACGCAGACAGUAUGUAUAUAAGUGACAGACUUCUAGCUUAUUAUGGAGAUUUCACAGCUCUGGAUGUGACGGUUCAGGUGCUCAAAUUGGUCGGUCUGAUGAGAUUUGCAGAGGAGCUGCAAGAAGACCUAAAUCUAUGCGGUUGGAGGACGCCUGAAGUCAUUUUAGUGUAUAUUCUAGAUAAACUCGAACAACAUCAUUUCAUGCAAUUUAAAAAUAAUCUGCUUAAUGAAGAAGACAAACGUCCCUUUCCACCAAGACUAAAAAAAUCUGCGGACAGGAUCACCACAUCGGACCUUCUCUUACUGCUUUAUGGAGAACAAGAGGCUCUGAGUGUGACGGCCAAAAUACUGCAGAAAAUCCAUGUGACACAAUUGGCAAGAGAUUUGGAGAAUUGGAUCUCAUUGUGUGGCAGCAAGAAACAUGCAAGUUUCCCUCAAGGUGAGGCCGGAACCUCCAAACUAACUGAGGAGAGUUCUUCUCCAAAGCCAGGCAGUAGCAAAGAUUUCGAUUUCCAUGUGGACAAAAAGUCUGACACUGACCAAAGUUCAGCAACCCAGACAGGAGCUGAAACUCUGGUGUCUUUUCAGGAAGAGAAUGCACAGUCUACAUGGAAACUAUCUGAUCUGAGACGUGAAAUGGAGUGCCCGGUUUGCAUUGACAUUUUAAGUGACCCUACAACCCUGAUGUGUGGACACAAUUUCUGCAUGAAAUGUAUUGAGACAGCCUUGGACAACCAGAAUAAAAACAACUUUUUCUGCCCUGUGUGCAAGCAAAUAUAUAUAAGUAGACCAAAACUGAAAAUAAACUAUUCCCUACGAAAGGUGGCAAGAUAUUUUAAGUCAAGAUUUUCAAAGUUGAAGACUGGAGAGCUGAACUGUGCAUACUGUAUUGAGGACCCAGGAGUUGCUGUUAAAUCAUGUCUGCUGUGUGAAGCAUCCUUGUGUGAUGAACAUCUAAAUGUACACAGCAAGAAGGAGGAACACAUCCUAAUAGAACCCACCACUUCCUUCAAGGAGAGAAAAUGCUCCAUUCAUAAUAAAGUCCUUGAACAUUACUGCGCUGAUGAAGAUGUCUAUGUCUGCUCCUUAUGCUGCAUAUAUGGAGAUCACAAAGGCCACCAGGUGGAAAUGGUAACAGAAGCAGCUGAGAAAAAGAAAAAUGAUCUGAGAAAUGUCCAAGAAGAUCUAGCCUGCAAGAAAAUGAAAAUUGAGGAUCUUUUAAAGAGCGUUACUGAAGCACAGAGAUUCUCUGAUACAGAGCUGAUUGGGAAACUGGUGGAAGCUCUAGAGCUGCAGGUUCCUGGUGACACGUCCACACGGGAAGGUCAAGCUUCAUUCUCAGUCUCUGAUCUCAUCCAGAAGGCAGAGGAAAAGAAGAAUCAGCUGUCUCAAAAAAUA